Prorocentrum cordatum is the source of this 403-nucleotide messenger RNA. The record is from the annotation of a GenBank genome assembly. NCBI's taxonomy places the organism in Eukaryota, Dinophyceae, Prorocentrales, Prorocentraceae.
AGGCGGCGAGGCCAGGAACGAGCCCCUCGACGCCCGGCUGCGCGACCCCGCCGUGAAGUUCAUGUGGAGCCUCUGCCAGGAGGCUGUCAGACUUCUUCCUCCAGCUGGAUUCCAAGCCGCGACGCUAUUCGACAUCGCCUGUCUACGUCACCCGGGGGGAAUACUCCCGCGGCACGUGCCUCUCGUCUGCACGGUGAUCGUGAAGCUGUUGAAGAAGGCGGACUCGUCGACCACCUUCGUGCCCAACGCCUCCCUGGUCGCGCACGCGCAGCGCAUGGUCGAGUACCUCAGGAGCCUCGGUUACAGCAUCCCCGACGCCACCGAGGACGAGCUGAGGACCCUGGAGGCCGAGCUCCUGGUGACAUUCAGGUGGAGUGUCGAGCACUUCACGAUCGAGAGCUGG